GGAGUGGGUCGCAUUGGACCAUUUUGCUGGAGGAGAGACAGGGAAAAGGCUGGCAGAGAUGCUCUUGGUCUGAGGCUGCGCCAGUGGCUCCCCUCCUCCGCUCCGAGUCAGGAUGGAGAAGGAUCCCACCACUCACAGGAGGCACCGACCUGGGCCUGGAGCCCAGUCCUCAGGAAUAACCCAUGGAUACUCCAAGGCAGCCUGUGAGGGGGCUGAACUCCAGAGGAGCAGGAGCGUGGGUGGCUUGCACCAGAAGGGAGAUCCACCGGUCUGCAUCCGCAAGCUACUACACAAGGAGCUAGACUCUGAGGACCAAGGUAAAGACCCAAGAAGUGACACUGACGAUACCACCUGGCAGGCAAGCCUAGAGGAAGACAGACAGAAAAAGAACCAAGAUGAGGCGGGCAAGCUGGACCACAAGUAUGGGGAAAGAGACACAGACAAGAGUGACUCAGAGGCCAGUGCCACGGGGGAACAGGACGAUGCCUGCAAAGGAAGAUGCACCUCAGUGGCCGAGGAGCAGGGGCCAGAGUCCAUGAAGCUGGACCACCUUCUAGAAAAACAGAAACCAUGUGUGUUUGUGGAGAUCGACCUGGGAGACCAUACUGAGGAAGAGAUAGUCACCUGUGCCGUGAGAGAAGAGAAGAGCCCCGUCAAGGACACAGGGGACUUGUCAGAAGAUGAGACAAGGACCAGCUGGGUGUGCUGUAUCCCCUACUCCACAAAGAAGAAGACAACAAAGGAAAACACCAGUGCUUUGGAAAAUAAUCGCCAGUCAUCUCAGGACAGGACCCCUCUGACUCAGCCACCGGUAGAGCUCUCUGGAGACUAA
Messenger RNA from Acomys russatus (golden spiny mouse), 832 nucleotides. It is a transcript of the gene C27H13orf46, whose product is annotated as chromosome 27 C13orf46 homolog. The transcript is spliced from 8 exons. NCBI's taxonomy places the organism in Eukaryota, Metazoa, Chordata, Mammalia, Rodentia, Muridae. The record is from RefSeq and is a predicted model, not a curated record. Bases 113 to 832 code for a protein of 239 amino acids.